Petromyzon marinus (sea lamprey) is the source of this 1654-nucleotide messenger RNA. It is a transcript of the gene RHOF, whose product is annotated as ras homolog family member F, filopodia associated. Gene Ontology annotation, molecular function: GTPase activity; GTP binding. Gene Ontology annotation, biological process: small GTPase-mediated signal transduction. NCBI's taxonomy places the organism in Eukaryota, Metazoa, Chordata, Hyperoartia, Petromyzontiformes, Petromyzontidae. The record is from RefSeq and is a predicted model, not a curated record.
CCUACAGUCUGUUAAGGCUACACGGGGGGUUUUUGUGUGACUAGCUGACUCAGAAAAGUGCGGUAGGCGAGUUUACCACUUCCUCCCCUCCCCUCCCUCACUCACCCCACACCCUCGUCGUCGCUCACCCAACACCGCUCUUUCGGGUUUCAGAAUGUUCAGAAUGCCCUGCUCUGCAGGACCCGACACGCGCUGAUCUCCGGGGUGUGAGAGAGCCAACAACACUCUCGCACAGAUGAGGGGAUCGCACAGGUGAGGGAUCGCACGCGGGCACAGAGAGAGCGAGAGAAGUGAAACGAGCUCGCCGUUUGCUGAUGACCCUGCAAAGUGUCUAGCCGAGUGGCAGGGGACGCGUAGCUCGAGCAAGGCAACUGCGGUUAACUUCAGUCGCCCGCACGUGUCCACCUCUGGUGGAGUCGUCACCGCACGUGUUCAACUCUGGUGGAGUCGUCACCGCACGUGUCCACCUCUGGUCGAGUCGUCACCGCACGUGUCCACCUCUGGUGGCGUCGUCACCGCACGUGUUCAACUCUGGUGGAGUCGUCACCGCACGUGUUCAACUCUGGUCGAGUCGUCACCGCACGUGUUCAACUCUGGUCGAGUCGUCACCGCACGUGUUCAACUCUGGUGGCGUCGUCACCGCACGUGUCCACCUCUGGUGGAGUCGUCACCGCACGUGUUCACCUCUGGUCGAGUCGUCACCGCACGUGUUCAACUCUGGUCGAGUCGUCACCGCACGUGUCCACCUCUGGUCGAGUCGUCUGGACGCGUACCGCUAUAAUCAAGUUGCCUGCACGUGUGCCACUUCUGCAUCCAAGUCGCUCCAACCGAAGGCUCCGGUUUGGGGCCGUUCGCUCUGCCUGCUAGACGCCUUCCCCACCCCACCCAGUCUGACGGUCUUCACUCCUGCCUCGCUGCUGCUCCUACUGGCCACAGGGUUGAAGCAGGGGUUUGGAGGUGGGUGGGGGGGUCUUAGGUGAGGAGAGGUAUAGGUUUGUGUGUGUGUGUGGGGGGCAUUAUGUCUGGGGGGGCCGUGACGAACGGGAGCGUCAAGGAGCAGCAGAGCACCAAGGUGGUGAUUGUGGGCGAUGGCGGCUGCGGGAAGACCUCCCUGCUCACCGUCUUCACCAAAGGGGAGUUCCCUCUGGAGUACGCGGCCACCGUCUACGAGCAGCACCAGGCCGUAGUGACCAUGGACGGCUUCUCGUUGGCGCUGCAGGUGAUGGACACGGCAGGCCAGGAAGACUACGAUCGCCUUCGGCCCCUCUGCUAUAACGGAGCCAGCGUUGUGCUGCUCUGCUAUGACGUCAUGUGUCCCACCAGCUUCGACAACAUCGUCCAGAAGUGGAACCCAGAGAUGAGACACUUUUGUCCCGGGGUGCCCUCGUUCCUCAUUGGCUGCAAGACGGAUCUACGCAAGGAUCGAGAAAAGGUUCGCAAGCUGCGCAGUGGGGGCCAGGAGCCAAUCACGUACAAGCAGGGGGCCGCCCUGGCCAAGGAAGUGGAGGCGCGCGACUACAUCGAGUGCUCGGCCAAGGACCGCGACAACGUGGAGACCAUCUUCAAGGAGGCGGCCUCCGCGGCCCUCCAGGAGCGGGCGGCGCUGCGCACCGCCUCCAAGAGGCGGCGAUUCAAGGCCUGCACUCUGCUCUGA